This is a messenger RNA of Python bivittatus (Burmese python), 844 nucleotides long. RefSeq names its product thioesterase superfamily member 6 (gene THEM6). The record is from RefSeq and is a predicted model, not a curated record. NCBI's taxonomy places the organism in Eukaryota, Metazoa, Chordata, Lepidosauria, Squamata, Pythonidae.
AGAGCUGGAGCUCCCCCACCCAUUGCAAAGUGGUUCAUUCCUGAGUGGCACCGGCAGCCCGGAAGGGCAUCAGGGCACGGUGGUGGCGAACGACCUCUCAACCUCUGCCCCCCCCCCGAGUCCUGGGCAAAGAGCCCGGGCUGAGCAUGCAGGCGCUGUUCCUGAUCUGCGGGGCGGCAGCCGCCGCGUUCACCUUCCUGGAUGGCUGGUACCUGCUGAGGAUGCCCCUCACCUGGCUGUACGCCAGGUGGCUGCUGCCCGCCGUUCCGGAUCCGCUGGAGGAGCAGCGCUUCCACGCCUGGGUCCUGCCGUCGGACCUGGACUUCUUGCUGCACAUGAACAACGCCCGCUACUCCCGGGAGGCCGACCUGGCACGCUGCGUGCACAUGACCCGCUGCGGGCUCUUCCGCGCCAUCCGGGCCCUGGGGGGCCACACGGUGCUGGCCGCCUCCUGCUGCCGCUUCCGGCGCUCCCUGCGCCUGCUGGAGCGCUUCACCAUCCGCACCCGCCUGCGGGGCUGGGACCACCGGGCGUUUCUGCUGGAGCAGCGUUUCGUCAGCGCCCGGGACGGUUUCGUCUGCGCCGUGCUGCUGGUGCGGCAGCAUGUGGUAGGCACCACUCCGGGCCUGGCUGUGGAGCAGGUGUGCCAGAGGAAGGUAGAAUCUCCAGCCCUCCCAGAAGAGAUCCAACAUUGGUUGAAGUACAAUGAGGCCAGCAGCCAGACCCUCAGGGCGGAGAGUGACGUCCAAGAAAAGACCAAAUCCCGAUGAUCAGGUUCCGAAACCAUGGCUCAGAGUUACACCGGAAUGUAGGUUUCCUCUCCCGCUUUAUCGGCAGAACCAAA